This is a messenger RNA of Rubroshorea leprosula, 443 nucleotides long. Lineage: Eukaryota; Viridiplantae; Streptophyta; Magnoliopsida; Malvales; Dipterocarpaceae. The record is from the annotation of a GenBank genome assembly.
UCUUCUUCUUCUUUCCCUCUCCUCCCUUCUUCUUCUUUCUCUUCCCCUCUCCUUGAUUUAUUGAAGAAAAACCCAAAUCGAGAACUCAAAUUUGGGUUCUCUGGGUUCUCCCUGGAGAAUCCAAUCUGGGUUCUUCGGGAGAACCCAUGUUCUCAAGGACUUUAGCUAUAACAACACGAUUGCCAAGCACAAUUGGCAAGGAAGAUGGCUUUGUACCGUGGGCAACGCUGGUGGCGAAGGCAACCUUGGCAUUGUCAACCUCAAUUGCGAGUGCUAGGACGCCAAGGCCUUGCAAGGCGGAGAAAGCCCAGCAAGUAACAUGGUCAAAGGUGGGGAUGGAAGUAGUUUCUGUAUAAGAAAAUUUCUUAUGUAUAUCAUUAUCCAAGAUUGUUAGUUGGCACAACUUCAUAGAUUGUUGAUUGGGAUAAAUUGGUUGUUAAUUA